Fusarium graminearum PH-1 is the source of this 1062-nucleotide messenger RNA. RefSeq lists its product as uncharacterized. NCBI's taxonomy places the organism in Eukaryota, Fungi, Ascomycota, Sordariomycetes, Hypocreales, Nectriaceae. The record is from RefSeq and is a predicted model, not a curated record. The transcript is spliced from 2 exons. Bases 1 to 1062 code for a protein of 353 amino acids.
AUGCCGAGUCCCAAAGUCGAUUGCUCGCAAUGGACGGAACUGAAUGACUUCAGUAGUUACAUCCGCCUUCUCGGGUCCAAGACCCAAUACAAGAAGGAUAGUUUGGAAGUUGUCAUCGGUCAUGUUCUUGAAAUUACAUUCAGCGUCUCCUUAUCUCUUGCAAUCAUUGCACUCAAGCAAAGCGAAAAGACCAGCCAGUGGCACCGUAUCGUAAAAACCGGUCUGGUGGCUUUCGUUGACUCAGCCGCAUAUUUUGCACUCUCGCUGCAGCUUGCAACAAUCGCGGUGCUUAUCCGCAAAGAUUACGGCGUUAGUACCGCAGAUCUGGGCGCUAUCGAAGCUCGCAUCUCUCAAUCUGUGGCUGUGGUGAGCAUGAUGCCACUUCUAUACCCUAUCGCUCUCCUGGAGCCAUUGACAAAAACGUGCCCAAGGGACAACGUAAAGCACAAUUCCAGGUUACUGUUGCUUAGUGCAACAGUGGCCUUGUCAUUCUACCCAUUCCUAUCGAGAUGUAUAUAUGCUUUCAGCGUCAGUCCGAUCGGUAAUAGCGAAGGGUCAGAAGUAUCGUCAAUCGACUGGAGCACUAUCGAAGAUAUGUGCUUCCCCCAAAAGUACAGGCACCUGGGAGAGACUAUGACUUAUCGGUCCUUGAACGGGUUGGAACUUACUGCCUCACUACUUGUAUACUUGCUUUCGUUCUGGCUCCUCGCUGGUCUUCCCAAAAUGCACUCCCGUCUGAUAGAGAAGACAAUAGUUGGUCAAGGAAUAGUUGGUCAAGGAUCAGAGGCUGAGCCUUCUUGGCGGGAACGGGUCAAUAGGUGGUUUAGUGACAGGCCAGUCGUUGCCGUGGUACCUCUCUUUGUGCUUGUUGGCUUGUCUGUACCGUUACUGUGGGUGAUCUUCACUCUGAGGAAAGUUCAAGAGGAGAUGUCUGAGAGUAUGCGACAGGAAUACGCCGGAAAUGAAUGGGGGUUUGGACAAAUUGUUUCUAUUGUUUUGUUCAUCCCUGUUGCAGUUGAGAUGGCAUACCAAUGGAGGUUCGGGCUAGCAUAUGAGCAGUAA